GCUCCUUUUUGUUGACUCCGUUGUCUCCUGAUCCCAGCCUCUCGAAGAGGCCUUUUCUUCCCCCUCCACCGAUAGGCUGGAGCUGUCAUGGGAGGGAGCCCUUGGCUGCUUUCCAUGUGCUCUGCUGAGGAAUGUGGCUAAAAAAAGAGAGAAAACACACAACAGUGGAAUAGUUUGAAGGGCCCCUUCCGAUGCAGCAAGCGCUGAGCUCCAAGCAGAUACCAUGAAGCGGUAGCAACGGCUGGGGGAUCUCCCUUCUACCAUCGCUGGACCAGGACACCAAUGUUCAACCCUCUAACAAGGGGCUAGAGAAGAGCGAAGCCGCAUAGGAGAGUUAGAGGCUCUGAGGGCUUCACUGCUGCUCUCCUGAAGGCCAAGCCACCUGCACCUUUAAUAUUUAUUCCCCCCGCCCUCCUCUGACCUAAAAUGCUGACGAUAAAGUUGCCUCAGAUAUUCAGGGUUCACCAAGUACCUCGUAUCUUCUGGGAGGAUGGCAUCAUAUCUGGCUACCGCCAUCCAAAGAGCUCUGCCUUGGACUGCAUCCUGAGCUCCUUCCAAAUGACCAACGAGACUGUCAAUAUCUGGACCCACUUCCUGCCUACCUGGUAUUUCGUGUGGCGGUUCCUGGUGCUCUCCUCCUCCCUGGAUUUUUGCAGAGAUGCCUAUAACUGGCCUUUCCUCGUCUACAUGCUGCUGGUCUGCCUGUAUCCCUUCACCUCCAGCUGUGCCCACACCUUCAGUACCAUGUCCACCCACGCCCGCCACAUCUGCUACUUCUUUGACUACGGAGCCCUCAGCCUCUACAGCCUGGGCUGUGCUUUCACAUAUGGAGCCUAUGCGAUGCCAGACCGUUGGGUUAACAGCACUUUACACCAUUACUUUGUGCCAAUGGCUGCUUUUAACUCAUUUAUCUGCACCAGUCUGUCUUGUUACUCCCGUUUCCCGGAAUUGGAGUGUCCCCGGCUGAGCAAGGUUUUACGGACAACGGCCUUUGUGUAUCCCUUUGUCUAUGACAAUAUCCCGCUGUUUUAUAGGCUUCUGUUCUGCGUCGGGGACGGCUGCACCUGGAAUGAUGCCACCGCGGGUUACUUCUACCACCUCUUCUUUGCACUGCUCACCGGCUUCCUCUUUGCCUCCCACCUGCCAGAGCGCCUGGCGCCUGGACGCUUUGACUAUAUUGGGCACAGCCACCAGCUGUUCCACAUCUGUGCAGUGGUGGGCACACACUUCCAGCUGGAGGCUGUCCUGUCGGACGUGCGCUCACGGCAGGCCUGGCUGAGCACCCAGGCCCCGGCGCCCGCCUUCUCUGCCACCUUCGGCACCAUCAGCCUGGCCCUGCUGGGGAACCUGCUCAUCAUCGGGGGUUUCACUGUGGCCCUGCUAGCUGGCCGGGUGGCUCCUCCAUCCUGCAGAGCACUGUGCCCGAGGCGGGCCGCCCCAAGGAGCAGUGAUGCCCACCCACCCCCAGAAACAGCAGCUCUGAGUAUAAAAUCUCUCUUUCAACUCCCGCUCAGUGACCCGUCCAAGGAGAAGUCCAUUGUCCCCUCACAGGUGAUGCUGGUAGAGGGUUUGCGCUGCGGCACGUUUCUCCUUUCCGCUCUCCUGUUGCAUUGACUCUUCGCUGAGCUUUAUGCCCUGGCCAAAAUCUGCCUCCAGAUCCCUCCUUGAGCGUGUCUACGUGGCAAGCUGGACCCUGUGAUUGCGAAGCCCGGGUGGACAGAGAUUAGCUGGAGCCGAGCUAGCGUGAGUCUGUCUACCCUGCACUGCAACUCACACCUCCGCCUGCAAUGCCAACGUCCCCGCCUGGCCCUGGAGGGGCUAACAGCCCUCAGAAUCCGGCCCCGGGGAAAUCAGUGCACUGCCCAGCUGGAGAUCACCACAUGCCUAGGGCCCAGCAGCAGGGGAACUUGUUCCGGAGAGUCCUCAACCGCCAUCAGUCCAGAGGGACGUAGCUGAGAUGGGUUACGGUGUGUUUUUAUAGGGCCUUCGCCACAAGGCCAAAUCAUCCGGAGAGGUAAAGGGGGGAGACGCUGAGGUUUUGAGUUGGUAAAAAGCGACUGACCCAGCCUGGGCUCGGGGUGACAGUUAUUCCUGGGCUGUGCAGAGCUGAAUCGGCCCUAGGCUGGCAGAAAGAUGGCAUAGCCAGGCCAGCGAGAGGAGUAGUUUGAAGUGGUUCCCAGUAGGUGCUGAGGAGGAGCUAGUCGAGGCAGCGAAUGCAAUAGCCAAACCUGAGGCCUGAUUAUUUUCCACACCUCUCCCGGCCCUAGUGUGAGACGCUCCCGGAGCAGAAUGGUGGCUGUUUUUCACUAGUGCAAGAGAUGGCAGGAGGAGGGGGAGGGGUGCAACGUAGAAUCAGAGCUUAAGAUACUUUAACACCCUUGCAUGGUGCUUAUGUCCUUCUGUUUGCAGGCGCUAAUAUCAAAGGCUAAUUAAAAAGGUAGGUGAGAAGACCUCGUUAUCCGAAAAAAACAAACCCCUGAGGGCUUGGCUUCUUUGGGGAUUCUCCUGGACUCUGUUCCCCUCUUUGAGGAGGCACCUGUUGGUGUUCCUCACACCCCCGUUCUCUGCACUAGAUUAGGGUCCUGUGCCGAAAUCACUGGAGGUUCAGCUGCUCGAAUAGGUCUGAAUUUGAUUCGUUGCCUCCCUCCAUGCUGCCUCUAAAGAACCCAGCAACUGAUCUUGGCUCUCCAGCGAGCGCGGUUGGGAUCCUGGCCACCUGGGAAACCAGUGGCCAAACUCCCAUUGACUUCAGCUGAGCCAGCGCUGCACAGAUCAUGCGUCAAUCUCUCUGCUGUAGGAAUCCUGCACUCUGGAAUCAAUGAGAGCUUUGCCUGUGCGGGAUAUGUGCGCACACACUGGCCUGUUUAGAAGGCCGACUAGCCUGAAACUCCCAGCGGCGGGGGCAGCGCCAGGCCCCUAGCAGGUCGGAGCAGGGUAUUUGCUGAUGGCAGCUAUUAGACCUCAUCUCUCUCUACCCACUGACCGACGGAUCAAUUUCCCAACAAACGAAAGCUGCUCCACGGGGCUGGCCAGGCUCCCCGCGGGCACUGGGUUCUUUGUGAUCCAGGCUGCUCCCAGCUGCCGGGCCAGAUCAGCCCAAGUGGCUUAGCCGUGACGCCCGGUCCAGAAGACGGAUGCAGACAGCCUGGGUCUCAGCAGAGUGUCUGUACUGUCUUGUUCCUUCCCCUCCUUGGCUCGGCUGGUGGUUCCCUUUUUUCACACUAAUAAUUUUUGCGAGGCUCCCUUGCAGUUACUGACCCAUGGCCACAUCGUUCUCAGUAGAUCAGACCUCAGACUAGUCUUGUAGCCCAGUCCUCGUACCUGUAUCAGAUUCGCCCCUCGGUGCAUCUAGGCCUGUAUUCUCCUGGGAGCGAGGGGUGAUUGUCUGUUUCAAUGACAGGCAGCAUGUCGUCCCCCCACCCCUGCAAUCCAGGCUAUGUUUGGAGAAGCCUUGGCGCCUUCUGUCCUACAUCGGCCUCCGUUUACCCAGAGGCUGGACUCAAUCCUCAGCUGGUGUUAACUAGCAUUGCUCCAUUGACAGCAGUGGAGUUCUGCUGAUGAACACCAGCUGAGAAUGGGGCAUAGGUUGUAGUUUGGCACCCCGGCAUUUUCUACUGCGGUAACAAUUCACCUUUGCCUCUUAAAGAACCCAGGUCCCCCUCUGGUUAUCCUGUGUUCCUCAGGAGCACCUGGAAUACAGGUAAAUGUCUGCACAAAGCCAGUGUAGCCAGGGGUAGAUUUACAGCAUUAAAGAUCUUGUGUGCUGCAAGGGGCUGCCUGCGAUUCUGCUAUGCUCCUGCUAUUCACCCAUGUGUAGACUGGCUCCCAAGACACGCACCUGCUUGUCAGAUUAGCUUUUCCCCCCCUUCUUUCUCUGUAGCUAGAAUCCUGCCAGCAGCAGCAACAGACACAACGAUCUGUACAGUGAGCUCUGCUGCGCCUCAGUUAUUUCUCACAGAGGAGGAGUCCUCGAUUUAGCUGCCCUGCAUGUUGGCGCCACAGCAGCCUUCAUGGUGUAGAAUCAGUCGGACCAGCUGGCUGUCCCCUCGCCUCCUGAAUCCAGGGAAGUGGUUAUCUGGGGGUUAGAUCUGGAACACUGUGGGCGUGGGUUGGUCUGACUGUCCAUCCGUCCGCCAGGACGUUGUCGUUCCAGCUCCAGGUGAGAAUGAGAUCUAGUGGUCAGAGCAGGAGAUCCGAGGAGGGGUCAGGAGUCUCCUGUUCUAGUCCCUUGAUGGUGCUGUUGCUGACUUGCUGUGGCACAAGACUGUAUUGCUCUGUGCCUCUAUAGAAGGAAUGGCCCAAGCGCGGGGCCGUGCGUUGAUAUGUGAAGCUCAUAGUCCCAGGUGUAGUUAUGUCUCUGUGUAGAGGCCCCGAUCCUGUGAAUCUCUGAAGCCCCCCUAGCUAAGGAUUAUUCACCCUUCACCGGGAUCGAGGCUGGAGGGAGGUUUUUCUGUGGAGUAGAACGAACGGCUCCUCUCUGAGAUCGCUCUGUGCUUGACGGGAUCUCGCCUGAGGUUCUGCUUUUAAACUCAAGACUGGAGAAUCGCUUGGCCAUGUGGCCGAGGAGAUAAAGCUAUGGAUGGGGAAUCAGGAGAGCUGGGCUCUUUAUGUGGCUCAGCACGUGACCCAAGAGAAGGCAGUCCUUCUUGUGCCUCAGUUUCCCCACUGAUAAAAUGGGGAUAAUAGCUGUCAGCCUACUUUAGAAAGGGCUUUGAGACCCAUGGAUGGAAAGCCCUUUAUAAGGGCGGGUAUUAGACAACCCGGAGCUGUCGUCUUCUCCGUCUUCCUGCAUUUUGUGGGGUUGAGUCUGUGUUUCCUAAAGCAACUUCUUUGCUAUUUUCUAACGUGCUGAAAGUGAGAACUCAUUCGAUCCCAGUGCGUUCUGUAUUUUUCUCCCUGUUUAUUGUAGGUAGUGAUGGUGGGGGUGUUAGUUCUGGCCUAUUGCUUUGGGGAAGGAAGCCCCGAAUCAAAACCCGUCUUUGGAAGGGAAAGAUUUGAGCCAGUGUCUAGGAAAUACCCACUCCCAUUGACUUAACUUAGAUUUAUACGCCGUGUGCUUCCUGGGCAUAGUGUAUGCAACUAACCCUGAACGAAAGGCCUGGACCAGAGCACAGAAGCUGGCUGAUGUGAUCAGACCCAGAUAUGUAAAUAUCAGGACCAGCUUUGACAGUGACUGCUGGGUGUGGUGUCUGGGAAUGGAGUGGUGUCCCUUUAAAUCGAUUGCAAGCCCUCUCACGGGCCUUCCUGGGACACUGGCUUGUUUCUUUGUUCUCUACAUAAGGUUAUGUUUAAACCCCUGGGGAACGCACCAUCACUGUCUCUAUGCAAACAUGCCAGGCCUGCUGCUGCUGUUGGCUUCUGAAUUAGAAGGCCCACACCCUAUUUAAAGGCAUCCAACCCAAUACCUCUGUGCUGUGGGACAGUCUCCCGGGGAAAUCGGGUGGGGAAUGUGGCGUAGGGAGCUGCCCCCCUCAGUUCUAGGCCUGAAGGGAUUGAUCUGCAGUGUCUCCAUUUCUAUCUUUCAACGAGGUUUGAGUGGCACUUACGGGGCGAUAAGGUUGCAUGAAUUUCCACCCCACUUGAGGGGACACGCUGGCUGUUGGAAGUUGGCUGCUGCCAUCCUUUGUCAAUUAGUGGGUUGAGAGCUGCUGCUGAGAUGGAUUAUUAAUAUUCCCGCCAUUGGGCAGGGAGCAAACCUGCCUGUCUCUGUGUCCGUCCGUCCAGGACAGCCCCUUGGAUUGACUGUGCUGUGUCCACUCGGGGGGUUGCUUGGUUUUUAGUGGCCUGCGUGUGUGUGGCAUAAACAGCUUUAAAUCAAAACUGGAAUAAACUCUGGAACAAAAACUGCUUCGUU
Molecule: messenger RNA, 5854 nt
Organism: Chelonoidis abingdonii (Abingdon island giant tortoise)
Lineage: Eukaryota; Metazoa; Chordata; Testudines; Testudinidae
Gene: PAQR6
Product: progestin and adipoQ receptor family member 6
Cellular component (GO): membrane
Molecular function (GO): signaling receptor activity
Source: RefSeq, a predicted model, not a curated record